AUGAAGCUCACCCUGGUGUGGCUGGCGACGGCAUGCAUGUCCAUCGCCAGUGCAGCUUCUCUUUACGACCUCGUCUCCGAGUUCCCAAAUGAGUGCGCCUUGUUCUGCACCGGCACUUCAUUCUUGACCUUGCCAUGCGAUCUCAACGCCACGUGCUGGUGCCAGACCCCAGACUUCGUCUCGGACUUUGGCUGUUGCAUUGCUCAUAUGUGCCGGGAGGAUAUCAGCAAAGUCAAGAACACCUUCAACAGCUGGUGCCUCACUGCGUCCGGUCAAGGUCUCCCCGCUAGCCCGUCGACGAAUUGCUCUUCGUACGACUCGAAUCCAUGGGGAACGGGCACGUUAUCGAGUUCAAGCUCUGCGCGCUCAUCAACUGCCUCGCAAUCUACGAAUUCAACCCCCAUUAUCCCCGUACUCACCGGGAGAGUGAUCGGUGGUAUUGUCGCUGGAUGCUUGGGUGUAGUAAUCCUCUUGUGUGCUUGGGUAUGGUAUCGGAUUCGUCUCAGCAAGAAGGAGGCGGGGUGUGAGUGCCCGUCGAGAUCCGGACCACGCCCUGCUACACCACCUCCACCUUAUUCAGCGGAAGCACCGCAGAUUAUCGAGCUUGAUCACCGUGAUCGCAGUGAUCGCAGCAAGGAUGAUCCAACGGCAGCCCCUGGUCAGAUCGUGUGA
This is a messenger RNA of Penicillium subrubescens, 672 nucleotides long. RefSeq lists its product as uncharacterized. The transcript is spliced from 3 exons. Lineage: Eukaryota; Fungi; Ascomycota; Eurotiomycetes; Eurotiales; Aspergillaceae. The coding region runs from base 1 to 672 and encodes 223 amino acids. The record is from RefSeq and is a predicted model, not a curated record.